Molecule: messenger RNA, 1221 nt
Organism: Spodoptera littoralis (African cotton leafworm)
Lineage: Eukaryota; Metazoa; Arthropoda; Insecta; Lepidoptera; Noctuidae
Source: the annotation of a GenBank genome assembly
AUGAUGUACCAAAACUGCAUGAAAAUGUCUUCUGUAAUCAUAAAACAGUUUCUGCCUCAUACAAAAUCAGUCUGUGCCAGGCUAAGUCCAGUAGUGUGCAAUGUUUUUAAUUACAGUACGAAAGUUACUACAACCAGUAACGAAGAUGUCCUCAAUAACUUAACAGAUUGGGAGACUUUAAGCAGAAAGAAAAAGAUAAGUAAAGCUAUGAAAGCUUAUUUGGAGAGGGCUCAAGCACACGAUGAGUUCAUGCAUAAACAGCAGUUCGAAUAUAAUAUUGGUAAGCGACAUCUCGCAAACAUGAUGGGAGAAGAUCCUGAGACAUUUACACAGAAGGAUGUUGAUCGCGCUAUCGAAUACUUGUUCCCUAGCGGUAUUUACGAUCCAGCAGCUAGGCCCCUGAUGAAACCCCCAGAAGAAGUAUUCCCAGCACGUAAGGCGGCUGAAUUUGAUGAAGCUGGUAGACCGCAUCAUUUCUUGUUCUACACUGGAAAACCCAGUUACUUUAAACUUAUGUAUGAUGCUGCUGAAAAUAUUCAAGAAUUGUACAAUUUUCAAGACAAAGUUAUUAGGAAAAAAGCCACACCUGAUCCUAAUGGAAACUUAAACUUGGAUUCUACUGUCUGGUUGACAAAGGACCAACUGGAAAACUUGUUAGUAGAAGCAAUAACAGACUUGGAAUAUGACAACUUCAAACUUGUCAUGGAGAGAUUGGUAUCAUUGCCUUAUGCUUACAGAAUAAAGGACUUUAUUGACAAGUAUAGGAAACCACUUGCUUCUCAAAAAUUUGCAUUGGAAAUCCCUAAGCCAAGUUAUGAUGCUGAGGGACGUGCUUUCAUUACAACAUAUGAAUGUUUGAGGAAGAAAGCUAGAGGGGAUGUGACAAUCAGAGCUCCAGGGACUGGCAAGAUUACUAUCAAUGGCAAAGACUUGACUUACUUUGAUGAUAUUCAGUCUAGAGAACAAGUCAUGUUCCCCCUCAUAUUCACUGGAAUGCAAGACAGUGUUGAUGUUGAAUGUAACAUUGAGGGAGGAGGUCCUUCUGGUCAGUCUGGAGCUAUAAGAUGGGGUAUUGCUUGGAGCCUAAGAAGCUUUGUCGAUACUGACAUGCUGCAAAGAAUGCAAGUAGCAGGUUUGCUGACAAGAGAUUUCAGGAGACGUGAGCGUAAGAAGCCUGGUCAACCUGGAGCUAGGAAGAAGCCUACAUGGAAGAGGCGGUAG